Messenger RNA from Agelaius phoeniceus (red-winged blackbird), 618 nucleotides. Lineage: Eukaryota; Metazoa; Chordata; Aves; Passeriformes; Icteridae. The record is from RefSeq and is a predicted model, not a curated record.
AUGGUGUUUAAGACCGAGUCUGCAUGGCUGUUGACUGAGCUAACAAUGGAGGUGGAAUACGUGAACGUCUCCCUUGGAUGGAAGAGAUGGGACUGUGGCUCCUCUGGGCCCCGCUCGGCCGCCCCCGCCGAGCUUGGGCAUUCGCCGAGCUCCGAGAAGCCGCCGGUGCUGCUGCGGCUGAAGCGCAAACGCCCCGGGCAGAGGAGUGACCCUGCCGCCGCCGCUGGCCUGGCCCCGAGCCCUUCUCCGGCCCGAACAAGGCGCCGCUGCGGCUGGCGGCCGCCCCUCAGCCCCCGGCCCGGCCCCGGCAGGCGGGGAGCCCUGGGCAGCGCCCUUGCGGCAGCAGGGACCGAGCCCCGGCACCGGGCUCUGGCCCCGUGGCGCCGCAGGGCCGAGGGGGACACGGGCAGGGCGCUCGGCGCCAUCGCCCCCAGCCCCGAGGCCCCUUUGGAGCCCGGCCCGGGGCUCCCCCCCACCUCCUCCAAGGCCCUGCUGGGCUCGGGCUGGUGCUCAGCGCUGGGCCCGGCUCUUGUGCUCGCCCCGAGCGGGAGCCUGCCUGUGAAGAGAAGCCCUCCAGAAGCACGGAGGCUGCUGAAACAUCCGACAUCCUCGCCCUAA